AAACUCUGAAGGACAUUGUGCAACUUGCAAUAUGACUCGGGAAAAGUCCGAUUCUUAACCCCAGCGUUUGCGUCUUCUUACAAUCAUUAACUUGACAAGAGGAAGUCGGGCACCGCCGCGAGGUACAAAGAGAGCUGAAGAAAUCAAGGUGGAGAGAACGUCUUCGAUGGUUUUUAACGUGGAACGCACCAUGCAGGGUUCCGCUCUAUGGGCUGUGUGCAUUUUAGUCGGCAUCUUCAAUUUGGCAUGUGCAUUAAAGGAGAUUCGAUGGUGCAGUACUUCCAAUCUUGAGAUGAACAAGUGCAACCAUAUGAAGGAAGCUUUUGAAUCUGCUAAAAUACAUCCUUCAAUAUCCUGUGUUAUAGCAGCCUCAGCAUUGGACUGUGUGAAAAAGAUAGCGAACAAAGAAGCAGAUGCAGUGUCAUUGGAUGGUGAGACUUUCUAUCAAGCUGCAGAGCAGCAUAAGCUAAAGCCUGUUGUUGGUGAGAAAUAUGAUCAAGAAGUUGGAACUCUUUAUUAUGUAGUGGCUGUUGUCAGAAAAUCAAACACUUCAAUCACUAUCAACAAUCUGAAAAUGUUAAAAUCCUGCCACACUGGAUAUGAUAGAACAGCAGGAUGGAACGUUCCUAUUGGCUAUCUGAUUAACACCGGGAAAAUGCCUGUGAAAGGUUGUAACAUUCCACAAGCUGUGAGUGAGUUUUUCACUCAAAGUUGCAUCCCUGGAGCACAACAUGUAAAUUUUCCAUCAAACCUUUGCCAGUUGUGUAUCGGCGAUGAACAAAAUGAAAACAAAUGUGCGGACAAUGCUAGUGAGAGAUAUUUUAACGACAAUGGGGCAUUCAGGUGCCUAGCUGAACAAACAGGUGAUAUUGCCUUUGUUAAACAUUCUACUGUGCCGGAGAAUACAGAUGGAAAUAAUCCCAUGACAUGGGCAAAGGACCUUAAUUCGAGCGACUAUCAGCUUCUGUGUCGUGAUGGAAGCCGUGCUGAAGUAACAGAUUGGAAGGCGUGCCACCUUGCCAGAGUGCCUGCCCAUGCAGUUGUAGUGAGAUUGGAUACUGAUGGCACAGCUGUCUUCAGCACGCUGGAUGCUGCACAGAAAAAGUUUGGCAUUACUUCCGCUGGCUUUAAGGUGUUUGAUUCUGCUUUAUACGAUGGCAAAGAUUUGCUGUUCAAGGACUCCACCAAAGAAUUCGUGCUGAUCAAGAAUCAAACUUAUCAGGCCUGGCUGGGCUCAGAAUUUCUACAAUCCUUGAGUGGACUUGAAUGCUACAGUAUGCCCAACGUUCUGCGUUGGUGCACACAGUCCAGAGGCGAAUUGCUGAAAUGUAGCGAUAUGGCUGAAGCUUUCAAUAACAAAAACCUGUCACCGCCAAUUCAAUGUGUAUCAGGUGACAGUCCCAAUGACUGCAUGACAAAGAUCAAGAGUAAAGACAUUGAUGCAGUUACAUUGGAUGCCGGGCAAAUAUACACAGCUGGAAAGCUGUAUGGACUGGUGCCUGCUGCAGCUGAAAGUUAUACCAAUGAUAAUGAUGGAGCAUCAUAUUAUGCUGUGGCAGUAGUAAAAAAGUCAAGUCAUAAUGCCUUUACCAUCGAUCAGCUGAAAGGAAAGAAGUCCUGUCACACUGGGUUGUCCAGGACAGCUGGCUGGAACAUCCCCAUUGGUACCCUAAUUGAGAGAGGGGACAUCAAGUUCAACAAAUGUAAUAUUGGUAAAGCAGUCAGUGAGUUUUUUUCUGCGAGCUGUGUGCCAGGUGCCAAUCAGCCAGAUUACCCAUCAAGUCUUUGUCAAUUGUGCAUUGGAAAUGCCAAAGGGAAGUCAAAGUGCGUCUUCGGUGCAGAUGAACGAUACAGUGGCUAUACAGGAGCGUUCAGGUGUCUUGAAGAAGUAGGAGAUGUAGCAUUUGUUAAACACACAACUGUUUUCGCUAACACUGAUGGGAAUAAUCAGGAACCAUGGGCUGUGAAUCUAAAAUCCAGUGAUUACCAACUACUGUGCUUGAACGGUGCACGGGCAGAAGUGAAUCAGUGGAAGGACUGUAAUUUGGCUGUGGUUCCAUCUCAUGCAGUAAUGGUCCAUCCUUCCACGUCCAUUACUGCUGUAUUUGAUUUGCUUGAUAGAGGACAGGAAUUAUUUGGGAACGACACUAAUCCCAAUGGCUUUAAGAUGUUUAAUUCAUCAGCCUAUGGUGGAAAUGAUCUGCUCUUUAAAGAUUCUACUGUGAGAAUCAUUCCAGUUGGGGAGAAAACUACUUAUGAAGAUUGGCUUGGAAAAAGAUACCUGGAGGCAAUUAAAAGAAUUGAAUGUUCUGGUGCAAUGAUUCCAUCCACAAGGUCAUCAUUGUGUCUGCUCAUUUUAAUGUUACAUAGUUUCUUCUUAUAAUCACCAAGUCCAAGAUCUGCCACAUGACCCGUUUCAAAUCAGAGAUGUGCAGGCAAUUCAUCCUUGUUGAACCGAACUACUCGAGGAGAGGAACUGAAACAGAAACAAAAAAACUCUGCAUCAGACAAAAUGGAGUCCACAAUUUAAACUGAUACCAAGUAGCAACGAUACAAACAUUUAAAACAAUAAAGGUUGGUUAGUUUUCCUGAGCUUGGUAAUGUCACAACAGCUCAGAGAUGUCACAGAGGAGUUGAUUAAAGAAGAGUAAUUUGUAGAUUUAAACAUGUUAUUUGUGCAAGUGGUAGAACAAUGAUUUGGGGUUGAUUAUGACUGUUUAAAGAGGAGGUUAUUGUAUGUAGUAAUUUAUUAGUUGCAUUCAGUUUUUAUUACUUAUCAGCAGUGUUUCUGUAAAAACAGAUGCUACAUCAGUGUGUGUACAUUGCAUAUUAUUUACUGGUAUAAAAACUGUUUACAUUUAAUGGAACAACUUAUACAAAAGUGAUUUAUGUAGGAUGCAUUACAAUUUAGAUAUGGCCUAGACAGCAUUUUCAGUAGAAUCUGUCUGAAGCACUUCUGUUUAGGUAAAUGUAUCAGAGCAUAAACUUUACCUGUUACUUACCCUGUGCAUACCAUCUCUAAAGGCAAUAGCUAUAUAAUUGUCUUUGCAAUUGCUUGUCACACAACAGUAUCAUAUCUUCUCUUUCGAGUAGAAUUGCUCUCCCCAGCAGUCAUAGUUGCUUUAGUCAACUGUAGUCAGCUUCUAUCACUAAUAUUUAUUAGUUAAAUGCAAAAUUCCUGCAAACUUGUUUUAUCUUCACAGAAACUUUGGUAAAUACUCCCCAGAUACUAUUCAUUCUUUUUUUUUGGGAGGAGCAAAUUGUAGCUGACAUAGAAAUGGUGUCAGAAUGGUGUACAAUCAGGACCUGGGUAACGAAGGAGAUAGGCAUGGCUUGUUGCAGCUCUGAAAAAUGAAAAAAUAAAUUUGGAAGGAAUUGAAGAAAGGGCAAGGCAACAGGAUUAAGUGAAAAGCUACAGGCUGAAUGGUUUUCUUUGGUACUGUAAGAUCCAAUGAUGCACAACUUUUAGCUGUUCUGUUUAAAGCUGUUGUUUUCCAAAGGUCAUCUUUGAUUCACUCUUUCCAUAAGUAGAUGAACAAAUUUUGGCAUUCACUUGUGAAAAGUAACCAUCUCCUUCUUUCCUCAGUGGCAUUUUGAUGGCUUUCGACUAAAAAAUACAGAAUCCUGUCAUUUAGUUCUGAUACUUGGUUUUCAAUCCAGUCUCUUCUGAAUGUAAGAUCCUAAUAAAAUGAGCUUGGAUAAACUAAAUAGGGUCAGGACUCCACAGCACAGAACUGCGCAUAAAUUGGAUUGAAGUUGGCAGCUUGCUCAGAAUAUUCCCAAGAAUGCCUGGGAUAGGAAGUGACCAUGUACCAAGGGCUUCUCUGCAGAGGUUGGACGAAGGCUUAUUGCUGGAACAACGUAAAGGGAGUUCUGCUCUUUAAUCUGUACUGCCCGGUUAGUUUGAUGCAGGUACCAGUUAUUUUAAUGUGUAUGCCACAUAAUGUACAACUUGGAUGCUUUGCUAUCAGCCACAGUGUAUCCUCUGUGACUGAGUUCGAUUGAUCCUUUUAGUAAAACUAACAAAAAUAAUAUUCCUAACAUUAGCACUAACAUUUUUGUGGUUGUAAUAAUGUAAGAUAUUUAUUUCCCACCAGUGUGCUCUUCAGGUGACCAGGGAGAGUAGAUCAUUUACCACCUACAAGGUUAACACUUUGGCCAGCAUGUACUAUGGCCAUGCCAAAGUACAACAAACUUUCCAGAGAAUGUUGGUUUAUAAACAAUAACUUAAUAUCCCCUUUUGUUUGCAAGUUAAUAUUCUGUGGUAAAUUUUACAGUACUGAUAGGGAACCCAGUGAUGUCAUUUUCACAAGAACAUAUUGCAAAAAAGGCAACAAUGGCAGCCCUGGCCUGUAGAAGCACUUUUAAUAAAUACUUUAAAAUA
Carcharodon carcharias (great white shark) is the source of this 4384-nucleotide messenger RNA. RefSeq names its product melanotransferrin (gene meltf). The record is from RefSeq and is a predicted model, not a curated record. The transcript has 16 exons. Lineage: Eukaryota; Metazoa; Chordata; Chondrichthyes; Lamniformes; Lamnidae. Gene Ontology annotation, cellular component: extracellular region; recycling endosome; early endosome. Gene Ontology annotation, biological process: iron ion transport. The coding region runs from base 167 to 2383 and encodes 738 amino acids.